GGUGGAUUUGUUCCACUUCCUCUGCCAUUUCCCACCCUACAACACAAUUCUCCCACUGGAUCAUUGGAGCUGAAUCGAUCAUUGGAGCUGAAUCCAAUAACCAACACUUACUCAAACUAUCUGUUCCUGAAAAACAUCCAUUCUUAUUGACCAAAACCGCAAGCAUCCAAGUGCAAAAUGUCAAAUCCCAAGAUGAUUGGCAGCAAGGGAAUGAGGCUCAUAACCUUUAUAACCACGCUGGUAUUACUUUUGAAUAAUGAACAGGUGAUUGGGGCUACCAUUAAUCAUGAGCAGUCGUUGGACAAACGGGGCCUUCAUGCUCGAGCUGGCGGGGCCGUUCCCGUCUAUACCACCUGUACCGCCCCGGGAUCAUUUGCACUCACAUUCGAUGAUGGACCCUACGACUUGGGGUCGAAAUUAGAUGCAACCUUAGAUGCGUCGAAUUCGAAGGCCAGCUUCUUCGUUAACGGGAACAAUUAUGGAUGCAUCUAUGAUUAUGCGGAUACCUUGGUCGAGAGAUUUAACAAGGGACAUUUGAUUGCGAGUCAUACUUGGUCUCACGUUCAUUUGAACCAAGGUACUUAUCAACAGAUUUCUCAUCAAUUGGACUUAAUGGAGAAGGCUAUGGUAAAAAUCUUGGGAGUCAAACCCCUCUAUUUCAGACCUCCUUAUGGCGAAUACAAUGACGUUGUCUUACAGGUAUUGAGAGACAGAGGAUACAAAGGGUUGAUCAUGUGGUCGCAAGAUUCUGGAGACAGUUUGGCAUCACCUCCGAGCUCCUCUGAGAUCGUUUCAUCUUACGGCUCUUACCCGGAGAAAUCAAUCGUCUUGAACCAUGAGACCAAGUCGCUUACGGUCAAUGAAGUCAUGCCGCGUGUCAUCCCGAACCUGAAGCAGAAAGGAUUCAGCUUCAAAACGGUACCCGAUUGUUUAAAUCUCGGCUCGAACCCAAGUGAUUGGUACGUUUCCGUCCAAAAACCUGGAACCAAAGAUUCAACCUGGACUUGCAGCGGUACUCCAGCACCCGGAAAAUUUGAAUAGAGUGGUGGACACAAUCUCAUUUGUCUGAUUCAUUCUUCGGCCUUUUUUUUUCUAUCUCUCUUAUUGGAUGUCUCUGCAUUCUCUUUCUUGCCUGGAUUUCAUCUGUGAACUUGAACAAAAAGAACAUAAACCGCCCGAUCAAAAUCUUUGGAUUUCUCUAUUAUUAUUUUGUUUGUUUCUCAAAAUUCUUAUAAAAUGGUUGAUAUUCUUCUGGACAAGUUUUGUUUAAAUUCUCCUGGGUCUGAUUUCUCUUUCCUCUGGAAAUUGACAUUGA
Molecule: messenger RNA, 1315 nt
Organism: Puccinia graminis f. sp. tritici CRL 75-36-700-3
Lineage: Eukaryota; Fungi; Basidiomycota; Pucciniomycetes; Pucciniales; Pucciniaceae
Exons: 10
Coding region: 178-1041 (287 amino acids)
Biological process (GO): carbohydrate metabolic process
Molecular function (GO): hydrolase activity, acting on carbon-nitrogen (but not peptide) bonds
Source: RefSeq, a predicted model, not a curated record